AUUAAAUUUAAUUUGAUUUAGGUUUGCAUUUAUGCAUUAAAAGAUGUGUUUUUGAGAAGUCUGUGCAUUUACCUCAUUUCUUUUCAGGGCAUCUAAUGUCACAAUGUCAGCACAGAAUCAAAUGUACCCUGAAGCAAAAAUGUGAGUGUGUAUUUGAAGGGAAAACUAAGGAAGGACAGCCAACACUUCUCAGUGAGAUUUACACAGAACUCUACAUAACUGAAGGGGGAACUGGAGGAGUCAAUGAUGAACAUGAAGUGAGACAGAUUGAAACAGCAUCCAAGAAAAGGCGAACAGAAGAUACUACAGUCAAGUGCAAUGAUAUAUUUAAACCCUUAUGUGGGCACGAGACACAGAUCAGAACUGUACUCACUAAAGGGGUGGCAGGUAUCUCUGUGCAGAAAUUUAUUCUAGACUGGGCUGAAGGAAAAGUAAACCAAGAAAUUCACUUUAUAUUUGCUCUUUCUUUCCGGGACCUGAAUUUGAUUAAGGAUGAAAACAGUCUGACUGAACUGCUUCACCACUUUGUCCCAGAACUGAAAUCAUUUGAAUCCACUGAGCUGUUUAGGUACAAAGUCUUGUUCAUCUUUGAUGGUCUGGAUGAGUGUCGCCUUCCUCUAGAUUUUCAGAACAAUGAGAGCUGGUUUGAUGUAACAAAGAAAACUUCACUGGAUGUGCUGUUGACUAACCUCAUUAUGGGGAAUCUGCUCCCAUCCGCUCUCCUCUGGAUAACCUCCCGGCCAGCAGCAGCCAAUCAGAUACCUCCUGAGUGUGUCCACCAGGUGACAGAGAUACGAGGGUUCAGUGAUGCCCAGAAGGAGGAGUAUUUCAGGAAGAGAUUCAGUGAUCAGAGUCUGGCCAGCAGGAUUAUCACACAUGUGAAAUCAUCAAGGAGCCUCUUCAUCAUGUGCCACAUACCUGUGUUCUGCUGGAUUUCAGCCACUGUGCUUAAGAGGUUUUUUAGUGAGACUGACAGGGGAAAAAAUCCAAAGACUCUGACUGAAAUGUACACACACUUCCUGAUUUUUCAGACAAGUUUAAGAAAUGACAAGUAUAUGAAAAACCAUGAAACUAAGCUUAAGGAAUACAGCAAGGAAUUCCUUUUAAAACUUGGUAAACUGGCUUUUGACAACAUUGAGAAAGGCAAUCUCAUAUUUUAUGAGCAUGACAUGACAGAGAAUGAUAUCGAUAUCACUGAAGCUUCCAUUUACUCUGGAGUGUGCACAGAAGUCUUUAAAGAGGAGUGUGGGUUGUAUCAGGAGAAGGUGUACUGCUUUGUGCAUCUGAGCAUCCAGGAGUAUCUCGCUGCUUUAUACAUGUUUCUGUCGAACUCAUCAGCUGAUCUGCUGAAGGCUGCAGUGAAUCAGGCAUUAAUGAGCAAGAAUGGACACUUGGACCUCUACCUCCGCUUCAUCCUGGGCCUCUCAACAUACUCCAGUAAGACUCUGUUACAAAGGCUACUGGGACAGACAAGAACCAGCUCACAUAACAUUAGGAUUACAGUGAAAUACAUCAGGGAGAAAAUAAAGGAGAAUUUAUCUCCAGAAAGGACCAUCAACCUGUUCCACUGUCUGAAUGAACUGGGUGACAAUUCUCUAGUAGAGGAAGUACAAAGAUACCUGAAUUCAGGAAACAUUUCAGCAGAAGACCUCUCACCUGCACAGUACUCAGCUCUGGCCUUUGUGAUGCUGAUGUCAGAUGAGGAGCUGGAUAUGUUUGACCUGAAGAAAUUAGUGAGAUCCGAUGAAGAGCAUUGGAGGCUGCUGCCUGUGAUCAAGACAUCUAAGACAGCUCUGCUGAACAGCUGUAAACUCACAGAGAAAUGCUGUGAGGCACUGGCUUCAGCUCUCAGAUCAAACUCCUCACCCCUGAGAGAGCUGGACCUGAGUAACAAUGACCUGCAGGACUCAGGAGUGAAGCUGCUCUCUGCUGGACUGGGUGAUUCGCACUGUAAACUGGAAAUACUG
This is a messenger RNA of Brienomyrus brachyistius, 1967 nucleotides long. RefSeq names its product protein NLRC3-like. The annotation marks the transcript as partial. Lineage: Eukaryota; Metazoa; Chordata; Actinopteri; Osteoglossiformes; Mormyridae. The transcript has 2 exons. The record is from RefSeq and is a predicted model, not a curated record.